AUGGCGGUGGAAGAGUACACAGACAAACUGCAACAUUAUACCAGUGGUCACAUGUCACCAGGAAUGAAGAUCUACAUCGACCCCUUCACGUAUGAGGACCCUAAUGAAGCAGUCAGAGAGUUUGCAAAGGAGAUUGACAUGUCUUUUGUCAAGAUAGAACAGAUUAUUGGUGCAGGUGAGUUUGGGGAGGUGUGCAGUGGAAACCUCCGGCAACCCGGGAAGAGGGAGAUCCUGGUGGCUAUUAAGGCACUGAAGGCAGGCUACACUGAUCGCCAGAGGCGGGACUUCCUGAGCGAGGCCUCCAUCAUGGGCCAGUUCGACCACCCAAACAUCAUCCAUCUGGAGGGGGUGGUGACCAAGAGCAGCCCUGUGAUGAUCAUCACCGAGUUCAUGGAGAACGGAUCCCUGGACUCCUUCCUCAGGCAAAAUGAUGGGCAGUUCACAGUGAUCCAGCUAGUGGGGAUGCUGCGCGGCAUAGCAGCAGGAAUGAAGUACCUGUGUGACAUGAACUACGUCCAUCGGGACCUGGCAGCGAGGAACAUCCUGGUGAACAGCAACCUGGUGUGCAAAGUGUCUGACUUCGGCCUUUCCCGCUUCCUUGAGGACGACGCGUCAGACCCGACCUACACCAGCGCUCUGGGAGGGAAGAUUCCCAUCCGGUGGACGGCUCCAGAGGCCAUUCAGUACAGGAAGUUCACCUCCUCCAGUGACUGCUGGAGCUACGGCAUAGUCAUGUGGGAGGUGAUGUCAUAUGGAGAGAGGCCCUACUGGGACAUGAGCAAUCAAGAUGUUAUCAAUGCCAUCGAGCAGGACUACAGGUUGCCGCCCCCUAUGGAUUGUCCUAGUGCACUGCAUCAGCUGAUGCUGGAUUGCUGGCAGAAAGAACGCAACAACCGACCCAAAUUCAGCCAGAUCGUCAGCACCCUGGACAAGAUGAUCCGCAACCCCAACAGCCUCAAGGCCACGACUCCACUGUCAUCCAGUGUUCACUUACCUCUGCUUGAUCGCAGCGCUCCAGACUUCUCCUCUUUCAGCACAGUGGAUGAGUGGCUGGACGCCAUCAAGAUGGGCCAGUACAAGGAGAACUUUACAAACGAAGGCUUCGCCAGCUUUGAUGUGGUGUCUCAAAUGACCAUGGAGGACAUCAUCAGAUUGGGAGUGACAUUGUCCGGCCACCAGAAGAAGAUCCUCAACAGCAUCCAGUCCAUGAGGGCCCAGAUGAACCAGAUCACUUCAGUGGAGGUGUGA
Molecule: messenger RNA, 1248 nt
Organism: Cyclopterus lumpus (lumpfish)
Lineage: Eukaryota; Metazoa; Chordata; Actinopteri; Perciformes; Cyclopteridae
Product: ephrin type-B receptor 2-like
Exons: 9
Coding region: 1-1248 (415 amino acids)
Biological process (GO): axon guidance; protein phosphorylation; central nervous system projection neuron axonogenesis
Cellular component (GO): neuron projection
Molecular function (GO): transmembrane-ephrin receptor activity; protein binding; ATP binding
Source: RefSeq, a predicted model, not a curated record